Tarenaya hassleriana is the source of this 1093-nucleotide messenger RNA. RefSeq lists its product as uncharacterized. Lineage: Eukaryota; Viridiplantae; Streptophyta; Magnoliopsida; Brassicales; Cleomaceae. The record is from RefSeq and is a predicted model, not a curated record. The transcript has a single exon. The coding region runs from base 122 to 859 and encodes 245 amino acids.
AAAAAGAUAACUUUUCAAUUAAUAAAGCCUCCGAAAGCGAAAACCCAGAAAAAAAAAAGAUAAUUCUGAUUAGAGCGAUUGUCAAAAGUGUUUGGUUUUGAGGUCGAUCGAUCGCUCAACAAUGGCGGAUACGAUUUCGAACCCUAGAACGGAACCCUCGUUCUUCUCUGUAGAUCCGAUGUCUCUCAUUCUCUCUCAGAACUCCGAUUCUCACGAGCUUAAGCUUCUCGUUGAUGAUUUCUGCGGCUUCGAGAGAGGACCCAGGUACGGAGAAUACUCGCGAUUGCGAGAAGCGAAGCUUCGAGUGAAGCGAGACUUCGAGAAGUUCCUAUCGGAGGAAGAUGAGAGGUUUUUCGGCGGAGAUGGGCCGAAGAAGAAGAUGAAACAUGUGAGGUUCGAGGACGAAAUUGUAGUUUCACAGGAACAAGAGGAUAGGGUUUCGCCGGAGAGGAAAAGACCGGGGAGACUUGGGGGUAAGACGGUGACGAAUCAGCGGAAAUCGUCGGUAUUGGCCCAAUCGGUUCCUGAUUUCUCUGCGGUGAUUCGGAAGGAGAACCGGAGGCCGGCGACGAACCCUAACGCGCUUCCUCGUCAUUUAGAACUCACGCCGCCGGCGCCGUCAUCGAAGAUCAGAAACACCGCCGGCUUGGGCUCGGCGUCGGCGAGAGGGAGCAAAUCGGCGAGUGCAGGGGAGAAGAAGAGUAGAGUGAUGGGAAUGGCGGCACGCAAAAGCUACGCGUCUAUCGAAGAUCUGAAGAAGAUCUCCAGGGCGGCGGCUCCCGCCAUUAAUGGCCACGGAGGUGGGAGGAAAGCGGUCGGGGGAGGGCGGACCAUUCUGGGUUACAGACAACUCUACUGAUGCUUGCUGUGUCUCUGGUCUCUCUUCCUUUCACCUUCUUGGAACAAGAUUUGGUCUUUUCUUGUUGGCUCUACGUUCUUACCUUUUGUUUUCUGUGUUUGAUUGAAGAAGAUUGAUUCUUUUGUUCUUUUUCCUCUUCUGGGUUUGAUUGAUGGAGAUUUACUGGUGAUGGGUUUGUAUAAAUCUCGAACAAAUAACGAAUUUACGUGUAUAAAGGUGAGAGCUUUUCGAUUA